AUGCAAAUGAGUGGUCAAGACCACCAAGUUUCCUCCGAACAGCAGGCCCUGCAACAGUGGGCCCAGAUCCUGGACAACCCGACGCUCAGCGUGCUGCCGCACGACUUCCUGCGUCCGCACAGCGAGCCCCUCGUGGAGCAGCGCGAGCAGCUGGCUCAGGUGCCGCAGCUGGCGCUGCCGCACGGCAAGGACGCGUACACUGCGGCGGUCGCCGCGUGGGCGUCGCUGGUACUCCGGCUGACAGGCGACGACGACAUAGUGCUGCUGGUUAGCGAGCGCAAGGUCGCAAGAUUCACAGUGCAGGCGGACUGGACGUUCGCACAGGCGUACGAGGCCGCGGCGCGCGCGCUGCGCGCCGCUGAGCAGCGCCCCGCGGUAUGCUUCGACGCGCUGGCUGAGCAUGUUCAGCGCGCGCAGGGCGUCGAGCUCGCGCCACAGCUGUUCCGGCUCGCGUGCGUGCAGGACGCGCCGGUGUCACUGGGCGGCGAGUUCCGCACGCAGCGACUAGACGCGGUGCUGAGCGUGCGCGACGGCGGCGCGACCGUGGGCAUUGCGUACAACGCGCUGCUGUUCUCCGAGCGCCGCAUCGCGAUCCUGCUCGACCAGUUCACGCAGUUUGUGUCGCGCGUGCUGCAGGACGACUCGCAGCGCGUGGGCGCGGUGCCGCUCGUCACGGCCUCCAGCACAGACGUGCUGCCGGACCCAACCGUGGACCUGGGCUGGUGCGACUUCGCCGGCUGCAUCCACGACAUCUUCCAGGACAACGCGGAGCGGUUCCCAGAGCGUACCUGCGUCGUCGAGACGCCGGGCAACUCUGGCGCGGCCUCGCGCGUCUUCACCUACCAGGACAUCAACCGCGCGUCCAACGUCGUGGCGCACUACCUGGUGCGCACGGGCGUCAAGCGUGGCGACGUCGUGAUGAUCUACUCGUCGCGUGGUGUUGACCUCAUGGUGUGCGUGCUGGGUGUGCUCAAGGCCGGAGCGACGUUUUCCGUCAUCGACCCUGCGUAUCCACCCGCCAGGCAGACCGUGUACCUGGGUGUCGCGCGGCCCCGCGGUCUUAUCGUGAUUCGCGCGGCCGGCCAGCUCGACCAGUACGUCGAAGACUACAUCUCGCGCGAGCUUGACGUGGUGUCGCGGAUCCCCGCCGUGGCGAUCCAGGACCACGGCCGUGUUUUAGGCGGCGCCGCCGCUGGCAGCGCCGAGGACUGUCUCGCACCCUUCACGGGCCUGUGCGACACGCGCACAGGCGUCGUAGUCGGGCCCGACAGCAACCCCACGCUGUCGUUCACUUCCGGGUCCGAGGGUAUUCCCAAGGGUGUGCUGGGCCGCCACUUCUCACUGGCCUACUACUUCAGCUGGAUGGCGCGCCAGUUUAACCUCUCCGAAAAUGACAAGUUCACGAUGCUGUCCGGUAUCGCGCACGACCCUAUCCAGCGUGACAUGUUCACGCCGCUCUUUUUGGGUGCGCAGCUGCUGGUGCCAACGCAGGACGACAUCGGGACGCCCGGCCAGCUCGCCGAGUGGAUGAGCAAGUACGGCGCAACUGUGACGCACCUGACGCCCGCCAUGGGCCAGCUGCUUACUGCGCAGGCCACGACGCCAUUCCCCGCACUGCACCACGCGUUCUUCGUUGGUGACAUCCUGACCAAGAGAGACUGUCUGCGCCUGCAAACGCUGGCGGAAAACGUCCGCAUUGUCAACAUGUAUGGUACGACUGAGACGCAGCGUGCCGUGUCGUUCUUCGAGGUCAAAUCGCGGUCGGAGGACCCCGACUUCCUCAAGCGCCUCAAGGACGUGAUGCCUGCGGGCAAAGGUAUGCUCAACGUGCAGCUCUUGGUCGUCAACAGAAACGACAGAACUCAAGUCUGUGGCAUCGGCGAGGUGGGCGAGAUCUACGUGCGCGCCGGCGGCCUUGCCGAGGGCUAUCGUGGGCUGCCUGACCUGAACAAGGAGAAGUUUGUCCAGAACUGGUUCGUGGACCCCCACCACUGGGACGCCCUGGACAAGGGCGGCGACGAGCCCUGGAGACAAUUCUGGCUGGGCCCCCGUGACCGCCUCUACAGAACCGGUGAUCUCGGGCGCUACACCCCAGACGGCAACUGCGAGUGCUGCGGCCGUGCGGACGACCAGGUCAAGAUCCGUGGCUUCAGAAUCGAGCUCGGGGAGAUCGACACCCACAUCUCUCAGCACCCGCUGGUCCGCGAGAACAUCACGCUGGUCCGUAAGAACAGCGAGAACGAGCCUACCCUGAUCACCUUUAUGGUUCCUCGUUUCGACAAGCCUGAGGAGCUGUCGCGUUUUGAGUCCGAGAUCAGCGAAGAUGCGGCCCAAGACCCAGUCGUCAAGGGUUUGAUCAAGUUCAGACUCCUUGCCAAAGACAUCAAAGAAUCUUUGAAGAAACGCCUUGCAAGCUACGCUAUUCCUUCUGUCAUUGUGGUGCUUGAAAAACUGCCUUUGAAUCCAAACGGUAAAGUUGACAAGCCCAAAUUGCAGUUCCCAACUGCAAAGCAGUUGGCUACUGUCGCCGAGAACUCCUCCAUGGAUGUUGACGACUCCGAAUUCACCCCUGUGGAGCGCGAGGUUCGCGACUUGUGGCUCGAGGUGCUGCCAACCAGACCAGCCUCCAUUUCUCCCGAUGACUCGUUCUUUGACCUUGGUGGACACUCUAUUCUCGCUACCAGAAUGAUCUUCUCUCUCAGAAACAAACUCGACGUCGACUUGCCUCUAGGCACGAUCUUCAAAUACCCAACGAUCAAGCUCUUUGCCGGCGAGGUUGCAAGAGCAAGAACAACAGAAUCAAGCGCCGACCCCGGCGUCGAGGCGGCCACCGCCGACUACUACGGCGAUGCCAAGAAGCUCGUGGAAAGUUCGCUUUCCAAGGCCUACCCCUCCCGUGACCCUCUUCCCGAAGAGGGCUCUGGCAUCUUGAAUGUCUUUGUCACCGGUGUUACCGGUUUCUUGGGCUCCUAUAUUCUCGCUGACCUCCUCAAUCGCUCAGCGUCGCCCUACACUAUCAAGGUUUUUGCGCAUGUUCGUGCGAAAGACGAGGCUUCCGCUAUGGAUCGUCUAAAGAAGGCCGGUGUGAUUUACGGCACUUGGUCGGACGACUUUGCCUCUCGCAUCCAGGUUGUGCUUGGCGACUUGUCUAAGGAGCAAUUUGGCAUGGACAGUGCCAAAUGGGAGCAGCUUACAAAGGAGGUUGACGUUAUUAUCCACAACGGUGCUUUGGUUCACUGGGUCUACCCAUAUGCCAAGUUGAGAGAUCCUAACGUUGUCUCGACGAUUAAUGUCAUGAACCUGGCUGCAUCUAACAAGCCAAAGUACUUCAACUUUGUGUCUUCCACAUCCACCAUCGACACUCCCCACUACUUUGAGCUUUCUGACAAGCUGGCCACGGAAGGGAAAGGUCUCCUGGAAGGCGACGACCUCAUGGGGUCUGCAACUGGUCUGACAGGUGGCUACGGUCAAUCGAAGUGGGCAGCUGAGUACAUUAUAAGACGUGCUGGCGAACGCGGCCUGAGGGGCUGCAUAGUUAGACCCGGCUAUGUCACCGGUGCUUCUUCUAAUGGUUCCUCAAACACUGACGAUUUCUUGCUACGUUUCCUGAAGGGUGUUGUCCAACUGGGUAAGAUUCCUGACGUAAGAAACACUGUCAAUAUGGUGCCAGUCGACCAGGUCGCUCGCGUAGUUACUGCUACGGCACUCACUCCACCAAAGGAAGAUGCUUUGACAGUCGCGCAUGUUACCGCACACCCCCGCUGUCUAUUCAAGGACUAUUUGAGCGAAUUGGAGAAGUAUGGCUACCCUGUUGAAGUUGUUAGCUACGACGUUUGGAAGAAAACCUUGGAAGAGUCUGUCAUGAAGGGCUUAGAAGAGAACGCAUUGUACCCACUACUGCACAUGGUUUUGGACAAUCUGCCUGAAAAUACAAAGGCCCCCGAGCUGGACGACUCAAAUGCUGUUGUUUCCCUAAAGAAAGAUGCCAAGAUCAUUGGUGAAGACUGUUCUGCAGGUAAGGGCGCUACUCCCGAGCAGAUUGGCAUUUACAUUGCCUUUCUCAACAAAGUCGGUUUCCUGCCACCACCACCUCAAGCCGGAGACUUGCCACUUCCCGAAAUUAAACUCUCGGGGGAACAAAUUGAGCUUGUUGCAUCUGGUGCAGGUGCUCGUGGCAGCUCAGCUGCCGCCUAA
Messenger RNA from Lachancea thermotolerans CBS 6340, 4194 nucleotides. It is a transcript of the gene LYS2, whose product is annotated as L-aminoadipate-semialdehyde dehydrogenase. The coding region runs from base 1 to 4194 and encodes 1397 amino acids. Gene Ontology annotation, molecular function: phosphopantetheine binding; L-aminoadipate-semialdehyde dehydrogenase [NAD(P)+] activity. NCBI's taxonomy places the organism in Eukaryota, Fungi, Ascomycota, Saccharomycetes, Saccharomycetales, Saccharomycetaceae. The transcript has a single exon. The record is from RefSeq and is a predicted model, not a curated record. Gene Ontology annotation, biological process: L-lysine biosynthetic process.